AAUCGGUUUCUAACUGCAAAUCCUCAAAACCAUACCUCUCUCUCUCUCUCUCUUUCUCCGUGCCUACCUUUUCUUUUUGCACUUUCUACACAGAACAGACAGUUCGCCCUUUUUUCACUCAAUUCAUCAUACAUAGCCUAUUAUUGUUUAUAUACAUUUUUAUAAACUUUUAGAUAAUUUAGAAGUCAUACAUAUUAUAUACUCUCUCUCUCAUUAUCUUUUGCUUGAAGUUGCUUGAUUGGAAGCAAGAAAAACAAAAACAAAAAAACGGGGCGAGAAGGGAUAGAGAUGGCGAGGAAUGAAUGGAUAAACGGGUACUUGGAAGCGAUAUUGGAUGCAGGAGCAGGGAGAGGAGGAGUUCAUGGCAACAACAGUAGUAGUAGUGGUAAUGAAAAGAAAAGGUUUGAAGAGAAGUUGAGACUUGAACAGUUUGAUCAUGAUAUUGACAAAGAGAAGGGAGACAAUAAGCUCAUCAGUACCACCAAGUACUUUGUUGAGGAAGUUGUUAAUGGCUUUGAUGAGUCUGACCUCUACAGAACUUGGAUCAAGGUAAUAGCUACAAGGAAUACUCGUGAACGCACCAACAGACUUGAGAAUAUGUGCUGGCGUAUUUGGCAUCUCGCCCGUAAAAAGAAACAGAUAGCUUGGGAUGAUGAGAAAAACCUUACAAAACGACGACGAGAGCGGGAGAAAGGGCGCAAGGAUGCUGCAGACGACCUUUCUGACCUUUCUGAAGGCGAAAGGGAGAAGGGUGAUAUCAAUCAAACAGAAUCUCCAUCAUCAGAUAAGAUUCCCAGAAUUACCUCCGAUAUGCAAAUCUGGUCAGACGACCACAAAUCUGGGCGCCUCUACAUCGUCCUAAUUAGUCUGCAUGGAUUGGUGCGUGGAGAAAACAUGGAACUUGGAAGAGAUUCAGAUACUGGUGGUCAGGUGAAGUAUGUAGUAGAGCUUGCACGAGCACUGGCCAACAUGAAUGGAGUUUACCGUGUUGACCUUCUGACUAGACAAAUCUCCUCAUCAGAUAUCGACUCUAGCUAUGGCGAGCCCAUUGAGAUGUUGUCAUGCCCAUCUGAUGGGACAGGUAGUUGUGGUGCCUACAUCAUCCGCAUCCCAUGUGGACCUCGCGAUAAGUACAUGCCAAAAGAAUCACUGUGGCCUCACAUACCAGAAUUUGUGGAUGGGGCUCUAGGCCACAUUGUCAACAUGGCAAGAGUUCUAGGAGAACAAGUGGAUGGCGGGAAGCCGACAUGGCCUUAUGUGAUUCACAGUCACUAUGCCGAUGCAGGGGAAGUAGCAGCUCGCUUGUCAGGGGCAUUGAACGUGCCUAUGGUCCUAACAGGGCAUUCCUUGGGACGGAACAAGUUUGAGCAAUUACUUCAACAAGGGAGGCUGUCUAGGGAGGACAUAAAUUCAAUGUACAAGAUUAUGAGGAGGAUUGAGGCUGAAGAGUUGGCGUUGGAUGCUGCGGAAAUGGUGGUAACUAGCACAAGGCAAGAGAUUGAUGAGCAAUGGGGUUUAUAUGAUGGGUUUGAUGUCAAGUUGGAGAGGAAGCUUAGGGUUAGGAGACAGCGUGGAGUGAGUUGUCUUGGCCGACACAUGGCAAGGAUGGUGGUUAUACCACCGGGGAUGGACUUCAGCUAUGUCACAUCACAAGAUUCAUUGGAAGGUGAUGGAGAUCUUAAGUCGUUGAUUGACUUUGAUAAAAACCAAAACAGAAGGCACGUACCUCCAAUAUGGUCCGAGAUAAUGCGAUUUUUCAUAAACCCUCACAAGCCUAUGAUCCUUGCAUUGUCUCGUCCAGACCCUAAGAAAAAUGUGACCACUUUGCUCAAGGCUUUUGGAGAAUGCCGACCACUUAGAGAACUAGCAAACAUGACCCUAAUACUUGGUAACAGAGAUGACAUAGAGGAGAUGGCUAACAGCAGUUCAGCUGUUCUUACAACAGUACUCAAGCUCAUUGACAAGUAUGAUCUGUAUGGUCAGGUAGCAUAUCCCAAGCAUCACAAACAGUCAGAUGUCCCUGAGAUCUAUCGCCUGGCUGCAAAAACGAAGGGAGUUUUCAUCAACCCAGCCCUUGUUGAACCAUUUGGCCUGACACUCAUAGAGGCAGCUGCUUAUGGUUUACCUAUUGUUGCCACAAAAAAUGGUGGGCCUGUGGAUAUUCUCAAGGCACUCAACAAUGGUCUUCUCAUCGAUCCACAUGACCAGAAAGCCAUAGCAGAUGCCCUCCUAAAGCUUGUAGCUGAUAAAAACCUCUGGGUCGAGUGCCGCAAAAAUGGCCUAAAGAAUAUCAACCGCUUCUCAUGGCCAGAACAUUGCCGCAACUACCUUUCCCAUGUUGAAAAUUGCAGGAACCACCAUCCUACAUUCCGUCUUGAGAUCAUGCCUAUGCCUGAAGAACCCAUGAGCGACUCACUAAGGGAUGUGGAAGACCUUUCUUUAAAAUUCUCCAUUGAUGCAGACUUCAAGCCUAAUGGAGACCUUGAUACAGCAAAUAGACAAAGCAAACUCAUUGAGGCCCUAACCCAAAUGGCUUCCUCCAAUGGCCAUUCCAACAUUAGUUACUGUCCAGGAAGAAGGCAGGAGCUAUUUGUUAUAGCCACUGAUUGUUACCAUAGGGAUGGUGUGUGCACUGAGACCUUACCAUUAGUCAUCAAGAAUGUGAUGGAGGCUGCAGUUUCGAGCUCAAGCCAGAUAGGAUUUUUAUUGUUGACAGGUUUAACUUUACUUGAGACAAAGGAAAUAUUAAAACGUAGCCAUGUACGUUUGGAAGAUUUCGAUGCUUUAGUCUGUAACAGUGGAAGUACACUAUACUAUCCAUGGAGGGAUUCUGUAGCUGAUAUGGACUAUGAAGCCCAUAUUGAGUACAGGUGGCCUGGUGAGAAUGUACGAUCGAUGAUAAUGAGACUUGGCAAGGCAGAAGAUGGAGAAGAGGAUGAUAUUUUGGAGUAUCCAGAUGCAUUUAGCUCUCGUUGCUAUUCUUACAUCAUCAAACCAGGAGCCAAGACUCGAAGGGUUGACAAACUGCGCCAGAAGCUGCGGAUGAGAGGAUUGCGAUGCAAUAUUGUCUACACUCAUGCUGCAUCCAGGUUGAAUGUCGUACCAUUAUUUGCAUCAAGAGCCCAAACACUAAGGUAUCUGUCAGUGAGGUGGGGUAUUGAUCUUUCCAAAAUGGUAGUGUUCGUUGGGGAAAGAGGGGAUACAGACUAUGAAGACCUGUUGGUUGGCCUUCACAAGACUGUUAUUUUAAGAAAUUCUGUGGAAUUUGGCAGUGAGAUGCUUUUGCGCAGUGAAGAAAGUUUUAAAAGGGAAGAUGUAGUCCCUCAAGUUAGCCCUAGCAUUGCGUUCAUUGAGGGUCAUGAAGCUCAUGAUAUCUCUGCAGCUUUAAAGGCUCUACAGAUCUUGUGAUUUUUACUUUAACACUAUCACUUAUGGGAUGAAGGGUUCAUGUUAUACCUUCAUAGAUAAUGCAGAAAUAAGUACAUAAUUACAUAUAUAAAGAAAAUACAAAUCCAAUUUGAUGUAAAGAUUUACAAGUUUUGCAUAUUGACAUUAUCAUUAUAUGAGGCACUCGUGAAACAAUUAACUUCUCCAGCAACAA
Molecule: messenger RNA, 3601 nt
Organism: Camellia sinensis
Lineage: Eukaryota; Viridiplantae; Streptophyta; Magnoliopsida; Ericales; Theaceae
Gene: ATSPS4F
Product: Sucrose-phosphate synthase family protein
Biological process (GO): sucrose metabolic process
Molecular function (GO): sucrose synthase activity; sucrose-phosphate synthase activity
Source: RefSeq, a predicted model, not a curated record